Molecule: messenger RNA, 2410 nt
Organism: Babjeviella inositovora NRRL Y-12698
Lineage: Eukaryota; Fungi; Ascomycota; Pichiomycetes; Serinales
Gene: DPB2
Product: DNA polymerase epsilon noncatalytic subunit
Exons: 1
Coding region: 11-1984 (657 amino acids)
Biological process (GO): error-prone translesion synthesis; DNA-templated DNA replication
Cellular component (GO): epsilon DNA polymerase complex
Molecular function (GO): DNA binding
Source: RefSeq, a predicted model, not a curated record
CAGCUCCCAAAUGGAUAACCCGGCUAUACUUCCGAUCCAACUACAAGCGUCCAACUUGCGCCCCAUCGCGUUCCGAGUCUUAUCCAAGAAACAUGGGUUGAACAUCAAGCUAGACGCGUUGGAGAGGUUAGCCGAGUAUAUUGGGCCCAAGUUCGGGGCCGAGUGGCGAGGCGCGAAGGCGCAGGAGUUUUUGGAAAGCGUGGCAAAGUGCUGGAAGGAGCAGGACAGAGGGAUCUUUGUGGACGGUGAGGGUGUCAGUGUGGUGAUCAAGGAAGUGGCUGACCGUGGCCGCACCAAGACGCAGGAAAAGAACUCAAAGGUGUCACUCGCAGAUUUAAAGGCUGCUAGACUCGAUACAGUUGUGGACGACCCUGACACGAUCGUCGACGGAGGGGUUCCCCCAAAGAAUCUCUCCGACCUGCACGACUGGGCUGACUAUUUCAAGGUAAUUGACGCAUUUGAGCAGCCAAUCUUCCGAUACAACCAUCUCCGCAAGUCGUACGACUUUGUGCCGCAAAUGGCAAACGCCUUCAAACUCAAGAGCCUUAACGUAAAGUCAGGCAUCCACUUGUUUCCCAACCGUCUCUACAUCGUGAAGGACCGCUUAGCGAGAAACCAGACCUUCCAGGCCCCGACCUUUACGUCCCUCACAUCUGUCACCGGCGCUGGGAUUAAGGCCAGUCAUACUAUUUCCUCCAUCAAGAACUUACUCGGCAGACAUGGCCAGCGGUUCUUGUUGAUGGGGUUGCUCACCCGGAACGCCAACGGCAACUGGAGCCUCCAAGACCACAGCGACGCCAUCGAGCUCGACAUUUCCCAGGCUCUUCCUUCUGAAGGCUCGUACUUUGCCCCGGGGGCGAUACUCCUUGCGGAUGGGAUUUACUCCAACACCGGUACCUUCCACGUGUCCACCAUCGGCCAUCCACCGGCCGAGAAGCGAGAAAUUACUCUAGACCACUACGGGAACAUUGACUAUCUCGGAAUCCACAACAUCUUACCCUCGGCUACCUCAAAAAUUGAUAAACCGUUGAAGAAGCGACUCCAGCUCUUGGAGCGCGAGUUGUACAACCACACCAUGCUCUUCUUGGGCGGGGACUGUCACUUGGAUAACCUGAGGGUCAUGGACGGCCUUAAGAAGCUCUUUGCCAAGCUCACCGCCGUAGCCCACGAUGAUGGCGAAGAAAAGCUCCCGAUCGCAAUUGUCUUUAACGGACCGUUUGUCUCGGCACCACUACACGCAACCUACUCCUCAUCCACCAACUCCUCAUCCUCCGCGACUUACAAGGCCUACUUCGACGCCCUCGCCGAGCUCCUCGAGGGAUUUCCGCUCAUCACCCAGCACUGUAGCUUGGUCUUUGUUCCUGGUGAUAACGAUCCGUGGUCCUCAUCGUUCUCCAACGGUGCGGCCGCGCUCUGGCCACAGGCGAAGAUCCCCAAGAUCUUUGGCACCAGGUUGACCCGUGUGGCAAAGACGUGUGUUUGGACGUCCAAUCCGUCUCACGUCAACUAUUUGUCCCAGGAAAUCGUGCUCUGUCGCCAGGAUAUCGGGGCCAAGUUUAGAAGAAACAGCGUCAUGUUUCCGUCUACUCUGCAAGCGGUGGAAGAUGAGGAUUCUCCAAUAGGAACGCAAACAAGUGUUGACGCGGUUACGCUUAGCAUUGAUGCACUCUUAAAGCCCGUAGAGACCGUUCCAGCAGACGUCAAAGAGGCCCGAAAGCUCGUCAGAACCAUUUUGGACCAGGGCCACUUGUCUCCUUUCCCGUUGCACUUGCGGGGAGUGAACUGGGAGUAUGAUCACAUUCUCCAGCUCUCCCCCUUGCCCUCGGUCUUGGUCUUGUGUGAUGUUUCCUCCCCUAAAUUUGACGUCACCUAUGAAGGGUGCCAUGUGUUGAAUCCUGGUACGUUGAUCCACAGAAACAAGCUUACCUACGUUUUAUACACCCCCUCGACAAGAAAGGCUUCGUUUGAGGAGCUUUACUUUUAAAGGUAUACACGGUUAAAAGGGGUAUGUUAAAGCUAAGACACGUAAAGCUCGGUUGUAGCAAAUUCUAUCGGCAUAGGGCUCGGCCCUUAUUCAAUCUCAAUCUCACCGCAUAAUUCAAGCUUUCUGCUGCUAGUACCGAUAAAAAUUUUGUAGAUUCCCGUUUGGAUAACCCAUUGCUGGGAGACUGUGUCCCAGAUACUCAAGUCACGGUGCAACACUUGGAAACUCACCUGUUCGUUGCCACCCGCCUCGAUCAUGACCUUAUCAAAGCCUCUCAACUGUUUUGGAGGGGACGCAAUGUAGGUGCACGGGAACUCGAUGUAGAGCUGAACCGCUACUGCUCCCUUGUACGGUCCGUCGUUCUUGACUUCUGCUUCCACUUCGUAAAGGCACUCCCACAACGCUGGGUUUCCGCCCAAACCGCCC